Messenger RNA from Physcomitrium patens, 3845 nucleotides. NCBI's taxonomy places the organism in Eukaryota, Viridiplantae, Streptophyta, Bryopsida, Funariales, Funariaceae. The record is from RefSeq and is a predicted model, not a curated record.
UCCCCAGCUUUUGUUGCCAUCCACACACCAGUUGCCAAGCUCACACUCCAACACUCCCCGUCGCCGCUCCUUAAUGGGGAGCGUUGUCAUGGCCUCCCGCUCCAUCAAAUUCGUCUCCACGGAUUCCUCCAUCAAUCAGUUGCAGAAAAGAGUUACCAGCAUUCAGGAGAAGCGUGUGGAUUCCUCGUCAGGAGGGCUGGUAGUGACAGCUGCGGAUGUGAUCGAUCCUAAUUUGCUGUUGCCUUCUGUGCUGCCAUUCAAGAGAAUAAAACUCACUGAUCGCUAUCCCAAGGGUCAAACUCGGGGGUGGCACUGAAAGCAUCUCAAGCAGAUCAUUCAGGAUGAGAGUUAUCAUACGUACCAUGCGGUUGAGCCUUCUUGUACGCACCUUACACAGACCCCAGGAACAAGCUGCGCUACGUCAAUGCAGAAGUGUUCAAGAGAAUUAGAUCCUCACCGGAUGAACAAUUUCAAGGCUAUUUUUCUCUUCGGAAUGCAGCCGUUUUGCUGAAAGAAGGAUUGAAAAUUGGUCUUGAUUUCAAUCACAUAUCGUACGCCUAACAUUUUUUGAGGACUCGAAUGAGCGUUGUAGAUAAUUGAAGCUAGCUGUCGCCUGAUAUCCUCUUAUUUCUUUAGAUACUUCCAUUUGAAUUUUUCAUUGAUGUAAUACAUUCUAUCAACUUCUUUUUCUAUUUCUGGAAAUGGACUGUACGAGGGUUUGUAGUAUAUUUGGUCCGUGUCUUGGUUGCAUCGGAGGCAAUGAACUUGGUUCAUUGACGCAGCUAGCAUCAGCAAAGCAGAAGUUUCCGUUGUCAGUGUAUAGUUCCAGCUUUAAUGGAAGGAAGAGUUUGAAGAGUAUAAGUCAUACAAUGGGGCACUCGUGUUUACAAGACUCACCGGUUCGGCUAACGUCCUUUCCCCGGGAACGAUUUUCUUUUAAUGAUAUUACAGCUACUUCUGCUACAGCAAAAGCUAGUGAGGUUUUGACCACGUUGGGAGGAGAAACCGCUAAUGUUUCGUACGAAGUGAGCAACGAAAGUUUCCUUAGCGAUGAUGUGAAGGCAGACAUAGAUGAUGGUAACAACGUUGAAACAGAAACACUUAAGCUCUUAGAGUGGCCCAGAGUAUGUAUUCAAGUGUCAGAGUUUGCGAGUACGCCUAUGGCAGUAGCAGUCGCUCGCAAGGGGGAUUUGCCCAUUGGCAGAACUGUAGUUGAAAGUGAGGAGCUUCAAGCACAGACGGUAGCUGCUCAAUUACUCUCCAGCCCGCUUGAGUUCUCUGGUAUUGAAGACCUUCGAAAAUUUAUCGAAGAUGCUCAAUCUGGAAAUGUUUGUCAAUUGGAAGAGCUUUGUCUAGUGAGGAAAACUUUAGCAGCGGUGAGACGUUUACACAAUCAGGUUGUUGGCCAGUCCCGUGAUGGAGCCUCCAUAGAAACCCAUAAAGAUGAACAAGGUGCUGCGUCGAUUGGUCCAUUGCAAGCAGUAAUGCUUGGGUGUAAUUUAUGUUCCGAGCUCGAGUCGGCAAUCGAGUAUUGCUUGGAUUGUUCACGCUCUACUAUUCUCGACAGAGCCAGCUCAAAACUGGCUUCAGUAAGGUUAAUGAGGCAGGAAAAUUCUAUGGCCCUUGAAUCACUCAUAAAAGAGACAGCUGCGAUGGUUUUCAGUGCAGGGGGUAUGGACUCCCAGCUUGUAACUAAGCGGCGGGGUCGGAUGUGUGUAGCCGUAAGAGCUUCCCAGAAGGGGCUACUUAAAGGUGGCGUUACAUUAGAUGUUAGCAAUACAGGUGCUACGUAUUUUAUGGAGCCCGAAUCUGCCAUACAUUUCAACAAUGAGGAGAUUCAACUUGCGGAAGAGGAAAAGCUAGAAGAGAUUGCUGUGUUACGACAGCUGACCUUCAUGCUUCUUGAUACAAGUGAUGAUGUCAUCGACCUUUUAGAGAGGGUCACAACUCUUGACCUUGCUUGUGCACGAGCGGGUCAUUCAGCUUGGCUUAAUGGAGCUCGCCCAGUCUUUGUCAAUAGUAUGGCGGAUUCUAUGUCUUCAAGCCAUUCUUCCUCUGCCCUUGACACAACGCCAGCAAAAGAGGACCUGUUGCUGGUGGAUAUUAAGGGUGUGCGCCAUCCUCUUUUACUGGGUUCUGCGCUCGAAUCUCCUGUCAAUUCACCUAGAUAUGGUAUUUAUAUUCGGCAGAAGGAAAAAUCAAGAAGGUCCUCUUCUGGUUUGAAGGGUGCUGUGGAGAGCUCAAAUGUGGACAGGAUGUUGCCUGUGCCAAUUGAUAUCAACAUUAGAACAGGAGUUAAAGUUGUGACGAUAACAGGUCCUAAUACUGGUGGGAAGACUGCUGCUCUGAAGACUUUGGGUGUUGUAGCCUUAAUGGCAAAGGCGGGCUUAUGUUUGCCUGCCACUGGUGUUCCACGACUCCCCUGGUUUGACUCCAUUCUUGCGGACAUCGGGGAUGAUCAGUCUUUAGAGCGCAACUUGUCAACCUUCAGUGGUCAUAUCCGAAGAGUCCGUCAGAUUCUAGAAGCUGGCACAGCUCAGUCAUUGAUACUGCUUGACGAGAUUGGAGGGGGGACGGAUCCCUCUGAAGGCGCUGCUUUAGCGACAGCAAUUCUUAGAAAUCUAGCUGCCUCUGUACAGUUAACACUUGCAACUACCCAUUGUGCCGAGUUGCGCACAUUAAAAGACCAUGACCCUGAGUUUGAGAAUGCAUCAGUUGAGUUUGAUGUUAAGACUCUUCGACCUACUUAUCGAGUUUUAUGGGGCAUAGCCGGUCAAUCUAAUGCACUUAAUAUAGCAGCUUCUCUUGGGUUUGACUCGGAGGUUCUCACUCGAGCUAGGGAGUUGGUUACGAAGCUGGUUCCUGCAAGCCUGGGUGCCAGGAGCACUGAAUUGAUGGUGCCACUUGUUAAGCAGCGGAAUGAACAAUUGGAGCGGUCUGCUGCUGCAGCUUCUGCACUCGCAAUCAUCUCAAAGCUUUAUAAUAAGUUGCAAUCAGAGGCGGAAAAUCUGGCCCAGAAGGAAGCUAAGCUACGGCGUUUGCAAGAGGAAGCCACAAAUAAAAAGGUCGCACAUGCUAAUGCAAGUUUGGAGGAAAUCCUCUUAAAAUUUCAAGAAUCAGCGCAUCAGAAGGCUAAAGAGGACGAAGGAUUCUCCAUGCGUGAUGCUCAAGCUGCAAUAAUAGCAGUUGUAGAAGAACAUGCCACUAAACCUGUGGCAUCAAUUACGUCAAAUCCUGCAAGUAUCACUGAACCAGAAGGUAAGGAAGGAGAAGGCGAGCAGCUCAGAGUUGGGGAUGAAGUGAUUAUCAAGCGGCUGGGAAAAUUGCCAGCAACUAUUGUUGAUAUCCCGCAGGCUGAAAAUGAUUAUUUGACUGUGCAAGUGGGCACCAUGAAGAUGAGAGUUAAAUUGAAUGAAAUUCUUUCAAGAGUAGCAAGAUCGGCAAAAGGAGGUGCAAGGACUCCUACAGAGAAUAAAAUGAAGCAGCCUGCCAGAUCAAGCAAGGCUGAGGCAGAACCAGAGGAGAUCAAGUUUGACGCUGCCGUACAGACCUCAAAGAACACGCUCGAUCUGCGAGGAAAGCGAGUAGAGGAGUCAUUACAGGAGUUGGAUUUGGCACUCGCCGGCCGUUCACGAGGCUCUGUAUUAUUUAUUGUGCAUGGCAUGGGUACUGGGGCUGUGAAGGAGGCGGUUUUACUACGCUUGAGAAAACAUCCUUACGUUGCUAAAUUUGAGCAAGAAAGCGUUAUGAAUCCUGGAUGUACUAUUGUUUACAUUAAGUGAAUAGUGUUCCGCAUCGUAUGUGUUGGAACGGGCGUGACAUUGAUUAUGAUGCUGACUACAACA